This is a messenger RNA of Acanthosepion pharaonis, 1203 nucleotides long. The record is from the annotation of a GenBank genome assembly. Lineage: Eukaryota; Metazoa; Mollusca; Cephalopoda; Sepiida; Sepiidae.
AUGAACGUCGUAAAGAUAUUAGCUUCAUUUUCCUUCUUUCCAUUUGUUUCUUUAUUAAGGUUGGUUGUUAUAGUCGUCAUUGAUGUUGAUGGUAGCAGUGGCAUUCGUUUCUUUCUUACUUCUUUCCUUUGUUGCGUUGCUAUGACAACUAGAGAUGGGUUUAAUUGCUACUUGUCGUUGGCAGGUAUUCAUUCCACGAAUGCUUUUUCUUCUAGCAGAUCAAGUCGACCUGAUGAGGACGCAGUCGUUUCUUUUUCUUUAUUCUUGAACUGCUCGCUCACACAAUUCACAGCUGAAAUUUCCAUUUCCUUCUUAUUGCAUUUUUUAUUCGUUUUUCUGUUCCAAUCUUUUUGUUCGUUCCCACUGUCAUCCACCUGCAUUUUUCAUUUAUUUUUAUUUUUUCCAUCGUCCCUUUUCUCUUCCAUCCUUUCUUUCUUGCAUCUUUCUUUCUUUUCCUCUAUUUUCUCCUUGAUUUCUUUAAUUUUUAUUUCUGUCUAUCUUUUGUUUUAUUUUCAUUCUCUAACUUUUCUUUAUUUCGACUUUGAAUUUCUUUCUCUCCCAUAUUUGCUAUACAUUUUUUCCUUACAAUUCAUUUCUUUUUUCUUUUCAUUACUAUUAUCCUUCUUUCCCACUUUCCGUUUCCUUCCUUUCUUUCCUAUUCCCUUUAAAUUUUCAUUUUGUUCCUUUUCUUUCUUCCUUCAUUUGUCUUCAUUAUUUUUUUUCUUUUACUUCAACAUCUUUAUCAAUUCUUUUCUUAAUUUAUUCAUUUUUAUUUAUUCCUAUUUUGCUUUUUUAUAUAUUUUUCUUCGUUUCCUUUAUGCUUUCUUUUUCUAUUUAUUUUCCGUUUUCGUUAUUUAUUCUUCUUUUUCUUUUUUUUCGUUUCUUUCUUCGUUUUACCGUCCAGUCAAUUUUAGUAUUUUGUAUUUUUCAAAUCUUAUUCUUUCUGUUUGUUUUAUUUUCAUUCACUAUAUGUCAUUUUGUCUUUUGCAUUCUUUCCUCAUUCUCUCUUUUAAUAAUGCUUCUUCGUUAUGCUUCAAAUUUUCCUUUCUUUUCCUCCCAAAUCUCAUUCUUCAUAUUCUUACAUUUUGUCCAAGAGAAUCUCUCCGUCCUUUUUCUCUUUUUUAUCUUUUGAUCACUUUUACCCUUUUUCUUUCUUUCUUACCUUCGUUCUCUUUCACGAUAUUUUCCCCCUUCUCUUUCUAA